This is a messenger RNA of Pyricularia grisea, 1950 nucleotides long. RefSeq lists its product as uncharacterized. Lineage: Eukaryota; Fungi; Ascomycota; Sordariomycetes; Magnaporthales; Pyriculariaceae. Gene Ontology annotation, molecular function: methyltransferase activity. The transcript has 10 exons. The record is from RefSeq and is a predicted model, not a curated record. The coding region runs from base 44 to 1279 and encodes 411 amino acids.
AAACCACCCCCCUGAAUCCCAGCUAUAUUUUUUUUAUUGAAAAAUGACUUCUAAAGAGACGACGCCUAGUCAGCCGCAGCCGCAAGGAAAGGCUGCUGCGGGGACCCCCGGCCCCGCAUCAGACCCCACGACGGCGGCGGCGGCGCCGUCAUCGUCGGACCCUGUGCCUGAGCAAACCAGCGCUAGCGGACAAGCCAGGGAUGUCCCGGCUCCUCAGGAAGCAAUCGCGCCUGCGACAGGACAGACCGACACGGCCGCCGGUGCGGGAACCAGCACUGCUGCAGCGGCGCCCCUCGUGGCCGCCGAGGACAAUACGGAUCCAGGAGAUGUGCUUGAGGCUGAUGAUGUUGUGCGCGAUGAUGAUUCGGCCCUUGACGUGGCUUCCUUUGGCGGAGAGAGCGCUUCUCUCGCAUCGAGUAUCUUGAAAUACCGUGUCGAAAACGGGCGAACGUACCAUGCAUACAAAGCAGGGUCGUACGUCCUGCCAAAUGACGAUGCAAACCUGCAGCAUUUCCUUUGUUUCCUGACCCUGGAUGAUCAAUUGUACAUCAGCCCAGCCGGCAGGGAUGGCAGACAGAUUGGCAGGGUGCUAGAUGCUGGUUGUGGUACUGGAUGUUGGGCUUUGGACUUUGCUGAUGAGCAUCCGGAGUCCGAGGUUAUUGGCGUUGAUCUGAGCCCGAUUCAACCCUCCUUCGUACCGCCGAAUGUGACGUUUUACGUCGAUGAUAUAGAGGCGGAGUGGACAUUCAGCCAGCCUUUCGACUUCAUCUACAUGCGCAUGCUCUCGGCAUCCAUCGCUGACUGGCCCAAGCUGAUUGACCAGGUAUACAACAAACUGUCACCCGGCGGCUGGGUUGAGUUCCUAGACCCCAUCUACCCUGUGGACUGCGACGACGGAACGCUUCCCAAGGACGGGGCGCUGUACAAGUGGUCGCUCCUCCUCAACGAGGCGGCGACAAAGCUUGGGAGUUCGCUCGACUCGGGUCUCACGUACAAGCAGUUGCUCCUGGAUAGGGGCUUCAGCAACGUGCACCAGGUCACGUACAAAUGGCCCAUCAGCGACUGGGCGGCGGACCCGAAGCAUAAGAAGAUUGGGCUCUACACCCACGAGAACAUUAUGCAGGGUCUUCAGGCGCUCAGCUUGGCUCUGUACACCAGGGCUCUCAACUGGACCGCCGAGGAGCUUGAGGUUUUCCUGGUCGACGUGAGAAGGGACUUGAAGAACCGGAAUAUCCAUGCGUAUUGGAGAAUAGUUGUGACAUAUGGCCAGAGACCCUGAGUGACUUUGUUGAAUUGAAGCAAGAAGUCAUGUCGAUGACGAUGAGAUGGCUCGAAUCGUACAUUGUAGCAAAGGGCACAAAUGAGCUGCUGGAUGGAGUCUAAACUAUCUAGGUACUUGAGAACAGAGAAUGUCAACCCAAGUGUAAGCCCACAUUUUAAGUCGAGUGACCUCGGUCCGGACGAUCGGCCCAGUGCAUCAACGCCGAGUGCAGUCUGCAGAUACGAGGUGUCACUUUACGGGGACCAUAAGGCGGCUAUGAGAUUGUUGAAAGACCAGCGGAUCCAUAUUUUCUCUUGCAGACAACGAUUAUAUUGUUCCUUGGGAUGAGCCUGCGGCCCCAACGGUGAUCGCUUGCGGGCCGCCGACCCUCUUUCAGACCCCAAACGGCCCCUUGGCCUUUUCCAAGGCGGGAUGACGCGAAGUGGCCAACACUUUUGUUUUCCUUGCAGAUUUUCCUGUGGAGCUGUCUUAAGCAACAAGAAUGGGUUCCUUCCCUUGUCUGCCAGUUCGCAAAUAGGGAAUUUCUGCCUGGAGAACCACCAACAGCAAUCGCCCAACCAAAGUCCUCUGGGGAUAGGAGUUCAGAUGUAAUCCUUGUCUGUGAGCCAUUACUUGCUGUCGACCUGCAUCCCGUGAUCAACUAUAAUACUACUAAAGUAGAAGCUAGC